AAAAAAAAGCGAUUGUGUUAGCAUUUUUAAACAAUGUUUAAUAUUGAUCUCGGAAAGUGUUUCUAGAUAAUUAUUAAUGUAGCUUAAAUGUAAUAAGGGUUAUUUUUUUUUAUUAUCGACUAGAGACGUAAAGAUGGUUUCAACACAGGUUAAAGUCGAGGAGUUAUGCCGAACAUGCCUUACAAAGGAAAUAGAUUUGAUUUCUGUGUACGAAGAGUAUUCAAAUUCCACUUUGGAAAACAUUAUAUCCGCAUUAACUGGGAUAAAGAUAGAAACGGGUGAUGGCUUUCCAACAAGCGUAUGUUAUGUGUGCAAAGAAAAAGCUACAAAUGCAUAUGAUUUCAAACUACAAUCUAUACAAGCUGACACCAAACUUCGUAAAAUUUACAAGAAAACAAAACAUGAAGAAAAAGUGAGUGACAAUAAGUUUGUAAAAAUGGAACAUGAACCUGAUGACGACUUAAUGGACCCAACAGAUUUUGAAGUGGAGUUUUCAAAUGACUUUGAAUCUUUUGACAUCAUUAAAACAGAGACAGAGAAAAAUAUCAAUGACAUCAAAAAAGCAGAUAAAAUUCUAACUUCAGAUAAAGAUGGUGGUACCUAUUGUCCUCUUUGCGCCACAAGCUUUCUAAACUCAGAUGGUUUGACUAGUCACAUGUGGGAGCAUCAUGCUGACAUUAUGGGUCCUAAAAAAAGGGGCCGCCCCAAAAGGCUUGGCACAACGGCGAUUCUAAAUAAACUCUCCGAAAAUGGUGUACAUGUUAAGUGGGUGACAGACAUGAAGUUCAGCUGCACCUUUUGUUCGCAGCAGCUAAGGUCGAAGGACGAUUUAGACUCGCAUGUGAAAUCUGAUCACGCAGAUACAAAAUUAUUGAAUUGCUUAUCAUGCAAGAAGAUGUUUUUGAAAAUGGAAGAUUUUGAAAAACAUAAAUGCGUCCAAGACAAGAAAGUUGAUAAGCCAGAGGAACAACCCGCCGAUGGUACGAGCAAAGAUAUAUGUGGAGAGGGGACAUUACAAGAAAUAAUUGAUAAAGUUCCUGAUACGGAAUGUGUCUCAGAUAUAAUUAUAUGCGAAUAUUGCGGGUGCAUCUGCGCCGGUCGCGAGGCGAUUGCAAGACACAGGGACGAUGAUCACCCGGAGAUGUCCCCGCGAUGCUCGCUUUGCUGCAAAACGUUCGCCUCAGUGGCGGCUGCGGCGCGUCACAGAACACGUUGUACGCAUCGGGAACGGUCGUUACGGUGUGAACUGUGCGCGGCACGAUUCGCCCAUGCCGCAACGCUUAACAAACACAUUUUGCGUUCGCAUCGCGGUCAGCCCGUGCGCGUUCGACCGCCGCUCCCGCCGCCUAAUGACCGCGAUCCAGCCUUUCGAUGCGAUAUAUGUUCAACUAAAUUCUGCAGGAAGGAUCUUCUCGCAAGACACGCGAAAGUUCACAAGCCGAGCGACAAAGUGUUUGAAUGCAACACGUGCAAUAAGAAGUUUCACAGGAAAUGCAGUCUCAGAACACACAUGCGUGUACAUGAAUCCGGUGGGACCGGUGCGACUACCAGCUCCUGUCUUUGCCUGUACUGCGGCCGUGGCUUCUCCAAUUCCUCGAACCUCAUCGUUCACAUGCGCAGACAUACAGGCGAAAAACCGUAUAAAUGUGAUUUCUGUGGAAAAGGUUUUCCGCGUUCGUCCGACCUACAGUGCCAUAGGCGAUCGCAUACGGGAGAAAAACCUUGUGUAUGUGGCGUUUGUGGGAAAGGCUUCAGCCGUAGCAACAAGCUCUCUCGACAUAUGCGCGUUCAUACAGGCGUUAAGCCAUACAAAUGCGUUUAUUGUGAAAAGGCGUUUUCUCAAAGCAACGAUCUCAAUCUACAUGUCCGACGACACACCGGCGACAAACCCUACGUUUGUGAACUGUGCGGCGAGCGGUUCAUACAGGGGACAGCUCUGCAUAACCACCGUAGAGCCCACGGACACUAUAGUGAAACAGUCCCACCGCCAGCUCCGCCCCCAUACUCUGUCUUGCCGAUUCUCCAUACAUCAUCAACACUGUGAAGAAAGGCCAGUAAAACGACAUAAUCAGUAUUAUGUGUUAAAAUAUUAAACUUUACGUAAUAAGUUUAAAAAUAAUUCUAAGAACAAUAACAUAAAUGUAAUUAUUAUAUUUAUUACUAUACAUUUAGAAGGUCAUAAAAAAGGCACGUUUGCUUUCAGUAUCUAACAUUACAACAAUCAUUUCCUAUAGGCCGCUGAAGUAUUUUUGCUUAUAAUCGUUAUAUCGCCACUAUAUAGACGUCAGAGCCUCGACAGUAGCAGUACUGCAAUUUGAAGUAUAUAAAUAGAAGUUAAUAUAUAUGUUUUUUUCUUACAAUAAAGUUCACAAAAAAGCCUGCGACUUUACAUGAAUGAAUGAAUCUAGCCUAAACAAUAAUUAUGGCUAAUACCUAAUAUUGAUUUUCUACAAUACUAAUAAAUAGCUUAAACUAAGGUAAUGUUCAUAAACAGUUAUAUUCACUACGCUAGGUUUAUUAAUUCAAAAGGUUUGGAUUGCCUCAGCAUUCACAUGGUUUAGUAGUCCUAAACCCUACCAAAGGCCGAUAAUAAAUUUGUUUGAUGAUUUUUAGUUUUAACCUCAUCAUUGCUAGUGUGCUGGACUUUUCAACUUUUUCUAUUCUUCUCGUGUAUUCGAAGCU
Molecule: messenger RNA, 2682 nt
Organism: Pieris rapae (cabbage white)
Lineage: Eukaryota; Metazoa; Arthropoda; Insecta; Lepidoptera; Pieridae
Product: zinc finger protein 239
Exons: 15
Coding region: 134-2044 (636 amino acids)
Biological process (GO): regulation of transcription by RNA polymerase II
Cellular component (GO): nucleus
Molecular function (GO): DNA-binding transcription activator activity, RNA polymerase II-specific; zinc ion binding; RNA polymerase II cis-regulatory region sequence-specific DNA binding
Source: RefSeq, a predicted model, not a curated record